Messenger RNA from Cucurbita pepo subsp. pepo (vegetable marrow), 5304 nucleotides. Lineage: Eukaryota; Viridiplantae; Streptophyta; Magnoliopsida; Cucurbitales; Cucurbitaceae. The record is from RefSeq and is a predicted model, not a curated record.
AAUCAGUAUAUCGUGUCAAAAAUUUCUGGAAGGCUGCGGAUUGAUUUUGCGGUUCAUAGCUCUUUCAUCAUCCGCUCCAGUAAGGAAAAACAACGUCUAAGCACAUGCGUCGCCUCAGACAAAGAGUGGACGGAUUGGGAUUUUGGGAAGCGUCUUUUCGCCUUUGGCUUCUAGCUCUGUCUUCUGUAUGCUUAUUGCCUUGUCUUUUAUAUGAAAAUAUUUGUAUAAUUAUCAUCAGUUUCGUGAUUCUUGUUAAAUUCAGUGGCUAAGGUGCGAUUCAUUGCCACAUUCAAUCUGGAGAUUGAUUGAUUGAUUGCCUCAUAAUUAGAAAAUAUCUUCCAUCCAUUGCGAACUCGGAAGUACAAUCUCGAGUUAACUCACUUUCUCUAUCUCUGUUUCUGUUCUUUCUCGCUUGAAGCAAUUAACUAUGUUGAGUUGGGAAUGCCUGCAGUGAUACCAGUGGCACUUCGCUCCUUGGAGGAAUAAUGGGUUCUAUUCGCGCUCCGCAUUGUUCUAUAACUUCUUCGCAUAUUCAUUUGUGUAAUAGGUUCCCACUCCCACGUACUUUGAAUUGCCACCACCAUCACCAGCUGCAGUGCCGUAAAAACCCUUUUCAUUUGACUAUUUUUUCCGAACCUGGGUGUCUUUCUUCUUUUUGUAAUUAUAAUAGACAGGUCGUCAGUGGGGCUUUCUCUGCUUCUCAAGGAACUAUCAGGGAAGAUGUAGAGCAAAAGAUGACUGGGGAACUGGGAAGUGGCGGGAAGGUUCUUCUGAAGGUGAGGUUGGCUCACCAAGUUGAAUUUGGGGAGUCUGUAGCAAUUCUAGGGUCAUCUGAAGAAUUGGGCUCUUGGAAGAAUUGUGUUCUUCUGAAUUGGAGUGAGGAUGGGUGGGUUUGCGAUUUAGAGCUUAGAGGGGAUGAGCAAGUCGAGUUCAAGUUCGUCAUUGUGGGAAAGGAUGGGAGUGUGUUGUGGGAAUCUGGAGAUAACCGGGUUCUCCAUCUGCCUAAGAUAGGGAAAUUUAGCUCAGUUUAUCAAUGGAAUCAAACUGGUGAGGCUGUUGAAAUGUUGGCUUUGGAUGUUGAAGAGGUUAGUGAAGAAGAUGAAAUAUUGCCUUUGGACGUAGAGGAGGUUAGUGAAGGAGAUAAAAUGUUGGCUUUGGAUGUAGAGGAGGUUAGUGAAGAAGAUGAAAUGUUGCCUUUGGAUGUAGAGGAGGUUAGUGGAGGAGAUAAGAUGUUGGCUUUGAAUGUAGAGGAGGUUAGUGAAGGAGAUAAGAUGUUGGCUUUGGAUGUAGAGGAGGUUAGUGAAGGAGAUAAAAUGUUGGCUUUGGAUGUACAGGAGGUUUGCGAAGGAGAUAAAAUGUUGGCUUUGGAUGUAGAGGAGGUUAGUGAAGGAGAUCAAAUGUUGGCUUUGGAUGUACAGGAGGUUAGCGAAGGAGAUAAAAUGUUGGCUUUGGGUGUCGAGGAGGUUAGUGAAGGAGAUAAAAUGUUGGCUUUGGGUGUCGAGGAGGUUAGUGGAGGAGAUAAAAUGUUGCCUUUGGGUGUCGAGGAGGUUAGCGAAGGAGAUAAAGGGUUGCCUUUGGAUGUAGAGGAGAUUAGUGAAGGAGAUAAAAUGUUGCCUUUGGAUGUAGUGAAGGUUAGUGAAGGAGAUGAAAUGUUGCCCCUGAAAGCAGAAGAGAUUAAUGGGGAUGGAACGUCUCCUUUGGAUGCAAAGGAUUUCACUGAAGGAAAUGAAACAUCGCCUUCGGAUGCAAAGGAGAUUGCUGAAGGAGAUACAACCUUGCCUUCAGAUACAAUGGAAAUCGCUGAAGGAGAUACAACCUUGCCUUCGGAUGCAAAGGAUAUUAAUGAAGGAGAAGAAACUUUGUCUUUUGAUUCAAAGGGGAUCGAAGAAGGAAAUGAAACGUUGCCACUGGAUGCAAAAGAGGUCAACAAAGGAGAUGAAAUGUUCCCUUUUAAUGUGAAGGGGAUCGACGAGGGAGAUGAAAAGGACAGGGAUGUUGAAGCUGGCAAUGGGCCUUUGGUAGAAGAUGAGGCCAGUCCUUUUGUUGGGCAGUGGAAAGGGAAUCUGGUACACCCCAACCGGGAAUCUGAGGGGAUUUGGGACACUUCUGGUCUUGAGGGGUUAGCUCUACAGUUGGUAGAAGGAGAGAAAAAUGCCAGGAAUUGGUGGAGAAAGCUUGAAGUUGUGCGUGAAUUAUUAGUCGAAAAUGUGCACGCUGAGGAGUGCCUGGAGUCAUUGAUAUAUUCUGCUAUCUACCUUAAGUGGAUAAAUACAGGUCAAAUCCCUUGUCUUGAAGAUGGGGGUCAUCACUGGCCAGAUAGGCAUGCUGAAACUUCUAGGAUUAUAUUUCGCGAACUAGAACGAUCGUUGUCCAAGAAAGAUAUUUCUCCCCAGGCAUCUCUCGUAGUCCGAAAAAUUCAUCCAUGUUUGCCGUCUAUUAAAUCAGAAUUUACUGCAUCUGUUCCUUUAACACGUAUACGAGAUAUUGCUCAUCAGAACGAUAUCCCUCAUGAUCUCAAGGAAGAAAUCAAACAUACAAUACAAAACAAGCUUCAUCGCAAUGCUGGCCCAGAGGACUUACUUGCCACAGAAGCAAUGCUUACAAGGAUAACCAAAAACCCUGGAGAAUAUAGUGAAGUCUUUAUAGAGCAGUUCAAAAUAUUCUACCAAGAAUUGAAAGAUUUCUUCAAUGCUGGGAGCCUUGCAGAACAACUUGAAUCAAUCAAGGAGUCUGUUGAUGGACAUGGCUUGUCGGCUCUUGCCUACUUCUUGGAGUGCAAAAAGAACUUGGAUGCUGCAGAUGAGUUGGGCAGUUCUUUCCAAAACCAAGGCACUGCCCUGGUUUUCAAAACCAUUCAAUCAUUGAAUGCUUUGAGAGAAAUACUCAUAAGAGGUCUUGAAAGUGGCUUGAGAAAUGAUGCUUCUGAUACAGCAAUAGCCAUGCGGCAAAAAUGGCGUCUUUGUGAGAUCGGGCUUGAGGACUAUUUGUUUGUUCUUCUUAGCAGAUUUAUAAAUGUGAUGGAGGCAACAAGGGGUGGUGAUAUGCUGGUAGAAAAUGUGAAGUCAAAGAAUGUAAGCUAUUGGAAUGAACCACUGGAUGCCAUUAUUUUUGGUACUCAUCAGCUGGGCUUAUCUGGUUGGAAGCCAGAAGAGUGCGUGGCUAUCGUAAAUGAGAUUCGUGCUUGGAAGGAGAGAGGUCUCGCUGAAAGGGAAGGAAGUGAAGAUGGCCCAACUAUCUGGGGAUUGAGGCUUAAGGCUACUCUUGAUAGAACAAGGAGGCUGACUGAGGAAUAUUCUGAAGCGCUUCUUCAAAUAUUCCCUGAGAAAGUUAAGAUGCUUGGAAAAGCGUUUGGGAUCCCUGAAAACAGCGUGAGAACAUAUACUGAAGCUGAAAUUCGUGCUAGCGUAAUUUUUCAGGUAUCGAAGCUAUGCACGAUUCUUUUGAAAGCAAUCAGAACCGCACUUGGAUUGCAGGGUUGGGAUGUUCUUGUGCCAGGAUCUGUUGAAGGAACAUUUGUUCAGGUUGAGAGGAUUGUCCCAGGGUCUCUUCCAACAUCCAUAGAAGGGCCUGUUAUUCUUAUGGUUAACAAAGCCGAUGGCGAUGAAGAGAUAACAGCUGCUGGGAGCAACAUAACAGGAGUUGUGCUACUACAGGAACUACCUCAUUUAUCUCAUCUUGGUGUAAGGGCUCGACAAGAAAAAGUUGUAUUUGUUACAUGUGAGGACGACGAAAGAAUUUCUGUUCUGCAGAAACUUCGCGGGAAUUUUGUGAGGAUGGAAGCAUCGGCAACUUCUGUUCAUAUAUAUCCUCCAUCAGAUACAAGCACUGAUAACUUUCCUGCCAGAACUGCUCCAGACGAGUAUGUGUUUAGUUUUGAAAAGUCCAGUAUGCAAGACCCCUUAUUACCUGCCUCUGGAGCUCCUUACCCGACACUGGUGACGUAUAAUGCAGUCAAAUCGUUCCUCAAUGACGGAAUUUCUUCUGGAGUGGUACAGCUUGCUGAUGCAGAUGCUCGAAUUGCAGGAGCAAAAGCUGCCAUUUGUGGUCGUUUGGCUUCUUUGGCUGCCAUCUCUGAUAAAGGUUUUACAAGUCUACAAAUUCCAGCUGCGUUUCGAGUUCCUGCAGGUGCAGUGAUUCCAUUUGGUUCUAUGGAAUUAGCACUCACUCAAACUAAUUCCAUGGAAAAGUUCAUAUCUAUUUUGGAACAAAUCGAAACAGCAAAAGUAGGAGUGGAACUAGAUGAACUUUGCAAACAACUCCAUGACUUGGUGUCUUCUCUGCAAUUGACACAAGACAUAAUUGAUAGUUUAGGGACAAUAUUUCCUGAAGAUGCACGCUUAAUCGUCCGUUCGAGUGCGAAUCUCGAGGAUUUGGCUGGCAUGUCAGCUGCUGGACUUUACGAGUCAAUUCCAAAUGUAAGUUUGAGAGAUCCAACUGUUUUUAGAAACGCUGUAAGCGAAGUAUGGGCGUCGUUGUACACUCGAAGAGCAGUUCUAAGCAGACGAGCUGCUGGAGUACCUCAGAAGGAUGCUUUAAUGGCAGUACUGGUACAAGAACUGCUUUCUCCUGAAUUAUCAUUUGUUCUGCACACAUACAGCCCAACCAACCAAAAUGGCAAGUAUGUUGAGGCUGAAAUUGCCUGUGGACUUGGCGAAAUUCUAGCGUCUGGCGCCCGUGGCACGCCGUGGCGACUUUCGUCCGGGAAGUUUGAUGGUUUAGUACAAACACUGGCCUUUGCAAACUUCAGUGAUGAACUAAGAGUUCUUGCUGAUGGUCAAAUGGCACGUUUUACUGUAGAUUACAGCAAAAAGCCAUUGUCUAUCGACCCGAAAUUUCGUAAGCAGCUAGGUCGACGUCUUUGCUCUGUUGGGUAUUUCUUGGAAUGCAAGUUUGCCUGCCCACAGGACGUCGAAGGCUGCGUCGUCGGGGAUGACAUUUAUAUUGUCCAAGCACGCCCGCAGCCAUUGUAGAACGUUCAAUGUUUUUAAUGGCCAAGUUCUUGGAGCCAGAGAGAUGAAAUGGUGAAGUUAGAAAAUAUCAUUCUGUCUGGGCCUAAAUGCAUAUAGGUAAUCUUAGUAUGGUUUGAGCCGAAGAAAUAAUGUCACUCGAUCAUUAUCAAAUCGAUUACAUUAUUUCUUAUGUUUGUAAAGAUCUCACCAGAGCGCCUUAUACAACCAAAUAGGCCAUAAAGUAGAUCGGAAUUAUUUUCUGCAAGUCCAUAAGAAGUGAUCUUAUUUUUUUCAUCGUCUGAGUAGAGACUAAAAGUCUUGAACGACCGAUCCAGUAAAAUUAUGUUCGAGUCAA